CGAUACAACCCCACCGUGGACAUCUGAUGGCCGAGAACUAGGUUCAUCUACGCCAAAAAAAACCACCAUCUCUACAGUGAAAGGAGUGCUUGUUUCUGUUUUCCAGCUGAUACAAUCGCAGGCUUCACGACGCAGUUGACUUGGACGUGGAUGUAGGUCGUGUGCUGUCCAGGAAGUCAGAUCCAAGUCUAUCCCAAUCCUGUCGCCAUGGAUUCUUCGAAGACAACAGCUUUAGUGCGCCGGUCGACAGACUCAGAAUUGAUGCCGCCACCUCCAAAGCGAAUCAAACGGCCCAAGAACGUUAUCGAUGAGGAAUCCUACACCGAAGCAAUUUCCGAAAUCAUAGCUCGGGACUUCUUCCCUGGCCUUCUGGAGAUAGAAACCCAGCAAGAAUACCUAGAUGCUGUUGAGUCGAAGGAUGCUGCGUGGAUUGCUAAUGCUGGGAGACGACUUCAGCACGUUAUGACACCAGGGCGACAUAAAGGACGGAGAGGGACCUCAUUACAUACUCCAUUGCGAGCGUCUGAUACCCCGAGAAGUUUCCUUGGCGAUACGCCUAUGUCUACGGUAUCUGAUGUUACAUCAUCCACAAACGCAAGAGCAGCCCCAGAAAUCGAUACGAACAUGAGUCUAGACAAAUUUCAAUCACUUUACACCAGUGAGGACAACGAGAGUUUUUAUAGACUCUUAGAUCAACAAAAUCAGAAACGUGCGGAAAAGUAUGCUUGGAUGUGGUCAGCAAAUAACAAACUGCCGUCCAAAAUGAUGUUGAAGCAAAAGGAGGUAGAAACGAAGUUAUUAAUGUCACGAGAAUCCUUGCAAGACGACGGCGGCGAAAAGGACAGACUGGCCAUUUAUGAUUCUUUAGAAAAGCCUGCGAGGCCGGAUGCAUGGAAGUCGAAGCUGAAUAAUACCCUGAUGUUUGCUCUGGAAAGUAUAGAGGAUUCCGUGGAGACAUCGGCCCAAAGAGCUCAAAAUGUAUCCAAAGCAGAGCCAAAGGGGGUAUCAUAUACCAACACUCGGAUGCCGCCAGUUGCAGUUGCUCAGCAUAUUCCGAGCGUCCCUCUGUCGCCAUCACUCUCGGCAGUCAGAGAUGCCAUAGUGGGACGAAAACGGGCUUCAGAUUUGGAUUCGGUACAGAAUGGAAGCGAAACGCCGAGAGUCAAUGGCUAUGCCUUUGUGGAUGACGACCCUGAAUACGAACAGAAUGGCGCUACUCCUAUCAUCGAUCUGGGCAAAGGCGAAGCCACGAAAAAUCCCUUCGUGAUAAAGCAUCAAAGCAAGAGGGAGGACUUACAUCACCGAAUGGUUGACAAGAAUGCGAGAGAAAAACGUUCGGCAUUCACCUCUGGAUUCACGGGUAAGGUCGAUUCGACACCUGUCCCCAAAUUCCCAAGCAGUCCAAGGAUAUCUUCAGGUCAGUUGACACCUGCUGCUCAAAGGUUAUGGAGUAAGGUGGGAGGUUCUAGCCAGGCAUCACCAGUUCCAUUCGGAACCCAAACUGCUGCCAAAAACAAGUCCGGCUUAAGGGCUCGAUGGACACCGUCAAGCAAGUAGGAAGAAGUAGGAGACAGAGAAAAGUAGAGGCAAUGUAGAAACGCGACGUGGGAAGGCAUAUUAGCGAAGGAUUCAUGAAUAUAUGUCGGCGUUUGGUAUACCCACUUUUAGCAAUAGAUUCACGGCCUACGAGAGAUGCAAGAACAAUAGAGAUUCUCAAUACAUCAAUG
Messenger RNA from Mollisia scopiformis, 1727 nucleotides. RefSeq lists its product as uncharacterized. The transcript has a single exon. The record is from RefSeq and is a predicted model, not a curated record. Lineage: Eukaryota; Fungi; Ascomycota; Leotiomycetes; Helotiales; Mollisiaceae. Gene Ontology annotation, cellular component: catalytic step 2 spliceosome. The coding region runs from base 208 to 1557 and encodes 449 amino acids.